CAGUGCUGAGUGGAGGUGGGAGUAUGGGAGGGUGAGGGGUGAAGGCUGAUUUCUGAGUGUUGUUUCUGUGGGGGGCAAUUUCAUACUAUAACCCGGAAAACAGGGUCCCAAUCCACUCUGAGAUCCCAGAUGGCCCCUGUCCUGUUCGCACCCUCCCCCAAGGGCCUCUUGCUGCCUGGGGCAGGGGCAUUGGUGUUAGAGUUAGUGGCUACUCUUAGCCCACACUGGCUGUUUUCCACAGGAAACAGGACCAGAGGGACAGAACAGGAAGGAAGCAGAUGGGUGUGGAAGCAGGGCUGGGUGGCGCAGGACUUCUGAAGGGGGCUGGGAGGUGCCUUGCAGGGCUGGGAAGCAAUAUAACUGUUACAGUCCAAAUUUUGUUCCCAACCGCAAAGCUGGGUCUUAUAAAGAGGACUGAGAUUUGGUGAGGCCCUCCUGUGCCCAGCUGCAGUCAGAUUCCAUCCCAGAUCUCCAAAGCAGCCUCUUCCUAGAAUAUCCCUUAGUUUUCUAAUGUAACCUUAGGUAGGUUGACCUCAGUUUGUUUCUUUGUUUCAACUGGAAAAUGGGGUAACAGAAACUACCUGAUAGGAUUGUUAUGAGGAUGCAUAAUAUUAUGUAAAAUGCUAAUAUAGUCCCUUGCACAGAGUAAACGUCAUAGAAAAGUUGCUCUGGUUAUUUUUCUUCGGAGGGUAUUGUACAUACCUGCCCAGAGCUCUGGCCUCGUUCUCCCUGGUCUCAUCUCUGUCUUACCCACUGGGCCAUGAGCUCCUUGAGGGCAGGGCCCAUUCCUUUUCUACUUCAGUAGUCACCCCCACCCCUCAAGAUACUGUGGUCCUGCUAGGUCUGGCCCAGAGGAGGGCUGAAGAGAUGUAUUUAGAAUUAUCCGAUGAAACUGGAAAUUGCUGCUCUAGACUUUGUCACCAAUGUCAGUGCUGAACUCUGGCUGGCCCCACCGAGGGGAGAGCCUCACCCCUUGGGAGCUAGGUCCGCCAGCCGACUCAGACACUGACCCAGGCCACUUGCCCAAGGAGGAUCCUGAGGAAACUUCUGAGCAGGACCCUGAAAUUCUGAGCUUGGGGCUUCCUGGCUUGGACACCAACUGGGCCCCCAACCAGCCUGGGCUUCGGAUCCUCCUGCAGCAGCUGCCUCCACAGGACAGCGACGAGCGCUACUGCCUGGCCCUUGGGGAGGAUGAGCUGGCAGAGCUGCGGCUCUUCUGUGCUCAGAGGAGGCGGGAGGCCCUGGGACAGGGGGUGGCCCUCCUGGUACCUCCCGAGCUGCCAGAACACACCUGCGAGAAGCUGAGCAUCCGCGCCCGGCAGUGCAGGGAGCGGCUGAGGCCAGGGGAGGACGGAGUGUUCGCAGCCCGGGCAGGGGAGCGGCGCUACUGGCACCGGGCUUGCUUUGCCUGCCAGGCCUGCGGCCAGGCCCUGAUAAACCUCAUCUACUUCUACCACGACGGGAGUCUUUACUGCGGCCGCCAUCACGCAGAGCUGCUGCGGCCGCGCUGCCCGGCUUGUGACCAGCUGAUCUUCUCCCGGCGCUGCACCGAGGCGGAGGGACGGCGCUGGCACGAGAACCACUUCUGCUGUCAGGACUGCGCCGGGCCCUUGGGCGGGGGACUUUAUGCCCUGCCGGGGGGCGGCCCCUGCUGCCCCAGCUGCUUUGAGAGUCGCUAUUCGGUUUCCGGCUCGAGCCGGGCCCAGACACUGGAAGGGGAGGCGGGUGUUGACAGAGUUGAAGAAAGGGACCGCACCCCGCUGGAUGCCGCUACGGUCUCCCGAGCUGCCCUUCUCGCCGCUGCCCCCCGCUCCAGUCUGGAAACCCAGAGGGAGCUGCUUGGAUCCAGUCCAAGGCAGCAGCGUCGAACGGGGGACAAGGUGGAGGCACCCACAGGGCGGGAGCAGGGCCGCCUGGAGACGCCCCUCGAUGCCUGCCCCACCUGCUCCUCUUCUUCUGACUCGGAACCCGAAGGCUUUUUCUUAGGCCAGCGUCUUCCCGGGCCCUGGAAGACCCCCAGAAGCCUCCAAGCUGGGGACAGCGACACCUCCAGGAAGCACUGCACCAUUUGCUAGUGGCGCAGCCCGGAGACGGGGGAGGGGGUGUGUGAUCUGUGAGGUGGGAGAACGAGGCCCUCCUCCCCCUAUAAAAAUCCUAGACUGAACGCAGUCAAGGGCACGCCUGGGAGAGGCGGCGAUACCACAAACUUGGAGUGCUCCCUCUUAAGCCUGCGUAUUCUAUGACUUCUGAUGGAGACUUUCUUGGGGAACCCCACCCCCCAAAGCUACGCAUCCCCUGCUGAGCUAACCCCUAUCCCCACC
Messenger RNA from Acinonyx jubatus (cheetah), 2321 nucleotides. It is a transcript of the gene PRICKLE4, whose product is annotated as prickle planar cell polarity protein 4. Gene Ontology annotation, molecular function: zinc ion binding. Lineage: Eukaryota; Metazoa; Chordata; Mammalia; Carnivora; Felidae. The record is from RefSeq and is a predicted model, not a curated record. Bases 924 to 2075 code for a protein of 383 amino acids. The transcript has 7 exons.